Messenger RNA from Owenia fusiformis, 2409 nucleotides. NCBI's taxonomy places the organism in Eukaryota, Metazoa, Annelida, Polychaeta, Sabellida, Oweniidae. The record is from the annotation of a GenBank genome assembly.
UUUUUGAAAAACGUCAAGUACACUUUCUAUGUUUUCAUUCUUGUAAAACACGACUUUUAAAGAUCUAUAGUGUACUAUUUCAAUGUAUUAGAAUAGUAACAUGUCAGAGAUUAAGGUGGUACCACUUGGGGCAGGGCAAGAUGUAGGGAGAAGUUGUAUUCUUUUGACAAUAGGGGGUAAGAAUAUCAUGUUUGACUGUGGCAUGCACAUGGGAUACAAUGAUGAUAGGAGGUUUCCUGAUUUUUCCUACAUUACUAAAAAUGAAGAAAUAGGUCGUCUGACAGAGUUCCUCGAUUGUGUUAUCAUAAGCCAUUUUCAUCUGGACCACUGUGGUGCUCUUCCAUACAUGUCUGAAAUGGUGGGGUUUGAUGGGCCUAUAUAUAUGACACAUCCUACAAAAGCAAUAUGUCCCAUAUUGUUGGAAGAUUAUAGAAAGAUCACAGUUGACAGAAAAGGAGAAACAAACUUUUUUACCUCAGAGAUGAUAAAGAAUUGUAUGAAGAAAACUGUAGCAGUGAAUCUCCAUGAAACUGUCCAAGUUGAUAAUGAACUGGAGAUCAAGGCCUAUUAUGCAGGUCAUGUGCUUGGUGCUGCAAUGUUUCAUGUCAAAGUAGGUGGUCAGUCAGCUGUCUAUACAGGAGAUUACAACAUGACCCCCGACAGACAUCUUGGUUCAGCAUGGAUAGACAAAUGUCGCCCUGAUCUGCUGAUUACAGAGUCAACAUAUGCGACAACCAUUCGAGAUUCAAAACGAUGUCGUGAGCGGGACUUUUUGAAGAAGGUUCACGAUUGUGUUGACAAGGGAGGAAAGGUGCUGAUACCAGUCUUUGCUCUUGGGAGAGCGCAAGAGCUUUGUAUAUUACUAGAAUCUUACUGGGACAGGAUGAAUCUCAAAGUGCCAAUAUAUUUCUCUCUGGGUCUCACAGAAAAGGCCAACAAUUACUACAAGAUGUUCAUAACAUGGACCAAUCAAAAGAUCAGGAAAACGUUUUUGAAGAGGAAUAUGUUUGAAUUCCAGUAUAUAAAGGCAUUCGACAGAAACUAUAUAGAUAAUCCUGGUCCAAUGGUAGUGUUUGCUACACCUGGUAUGCUACAUGCUGGCCUAUCUCUCCAGAUCUUCAAGAAGUGGGCUCCUUUUGAAAACAACAUGGUUAUUAUGCCAGGCUACUGUGUGGCAGGAACUGUUGGUCAUAAAAUAUUGAAUGGUGUCAGGAAACUUGAGCUUGAGAAUAAGAAAACUUUAGAUGUAAAGAUGUCAGUGCAGUAUAUGUCAUUCAGUGCCCAUGCUGAUGCUAAAGGAAUCAUGCAGUUGAUUAGACACUGUGAACCCAGAAAUGUCAUGCUUGUGCAUGGGGAGGCAGUCAAGAUGGAGUUUCUCAGAGCCAAGAUAAAGCAAGAAUUUGAUAUUGAAUGCUACAAGCCUGCCAAUGGAGAGACGGUUUCUAUAGCAACAAAACCCUGUAUAUCAGCUGACAUGUCAAUUUCACUUCUAAAAAAAGAAAUGGCUAAAACAGAUGGUGAUGAGCCAGAACCCAAGAAGGCCAAGCUAAUGCACGGUGCCAUCGUUAUGAAAGACAAUAAACUCCGCCUCAUAGAUCCCAGCGAGGCUAUGAAGGAAUUAGGCCUUCCAGAACACAAGAUACGUUUCACAUCAACUCUAGCAUUGGAAAAUGAAGGCACAGUGACGCAAACAAUAGAUAAGAUAUUUAAUCUAGUUAAAAAGAGGUUAAAGAGCGCUAGUGUACAACAUUCAACAGAUGGCAGUAUAACAAUAUCAGACUCUGUGUUGAUCAAGGUAUCAGGGGAUGAUGAGGAGUCUGAGAAAGAUGUGCUCUUAUCUUGGUCAUAUCAGGAUGAAGAACUUGGGAGCUAUCUACAGAGACUUUUGAAAGCUGGUUUACAUGUAGAUAGUUGAUACUAAUAUGAUGAUGAGGGUAUUAGUUAUGAAAUUGCCUCUGGUGAUGGAGAAAUGGCAUUCCCGUUCUUUUUAAUGUAGAAAAGUGGACACCUCUGUAUCGAAAGAGUGCAUAUUGCUUCAAAUUGGUUGGAAAUAGUGGGUAGGGGUGUGAUAGGAGUAGAUCCUGUUUGUUCUCUCUCAUUUUUACUCACUUUUUACCAAGUGGCCUGAUCACAAUUUUUUAUUUGUUCAUGCUCAAGCUGCAAGCAACAAACAAUAAACAAUGCUGGAGAUUCUGCCUGCUUUGAAAGUGUGAUUUAAACAUUUUACAUGGACAUUUAACAUGUGGCAGACUUGAACCAGGGUUCAAAGAAAUAAACUGAUUCAGAUCAAAAGCAGUCACUUUCUCCAUGUUUAGACCAGUGGAACAAGACUAAAGUGUCUUCAUGAUCAUAUUUACAGCUCAUACCUGAAAAUAUUUAUUUUCAUAGAAAUAAAUGAAACACUACAAA